Molecule: messenger RNA, 6495 nt
Organism: Vespula vulgaris
Lineage: Eukaryota; Metazoa; Arthropoda; Insecta; Hymenoptera; Vespidae
Gene: Grip128
Product: gamma-tubulin complex component 5
Exons: 14
Coding region: 254-3220 (988 amino acids)
Biological process (GO): microtubule nucleation; meiotic cell cycle; cytoplasmic microtubule organization
Cellular component (GO): spindle pole; centrosome; equatorial microtubule organizing center
Molecular function (GO): microtubule minus-end binding; gamma-tubulin binding
Source: RefSeq, a predicted model, not a curated record
UAAUAUACUAAUACACACGAACAGUUAAACUAGAAUCAAGUUAGAUUAGAAAAGUAAACAUCUGACUUUAUUACUUUUAUGCGUGGUACAAAAAAUAUUUACCGCCAAAAUGUCUGAAUGACGACGUCAGCGCCCCUUUACAUAGCAGAUUAUAAGAUUUGUGACCGUAAAAGGCUUGUUUACCUGCAAUGCUCUGUUUAUUUCUCUUUAAUGAAGGAAUAAUUAAUCGAUUUAAAUGCGACAGUCGUAAAUAAUGGGAACAAAAAUCUUGAAGGAUAUACAAAGUGAUAUAAAACUUUUGAUCACGGUGAUAACUGAUUUCGAGGAAGAUGAAGAAGGAUUUCAAAUUUGCGAACGUUUUGCUGUAUCCAAUAUCAAACAUCAUCAAUAUCUUUCGGUCAACAGUCAUGCAACGAAACAAUCUAUCAACAAUAUUAUUACCAAAUUAUCUAUAUAUGGGAAAUUUAAAGAGGCCAAAAAGUUUCAAGAACUCGUUGAUUUCUUUUUAACUAGUUUUGAUUUCGACCAUCAUCCGCAGUAUGAUUUACAAUGGUCUUUGUUGGCUUUAUUGUUAGAUUUGUCGUCUGAUAUCGAUAAAACAGAUUUGAACAAUUUAAAAUCCUUUCAAGGAGAAUUUAAUUCUAAUGUCACUAUUGCAAACGAAAAAGAUGCUAUUCAAGAGAUUGAUUGGGCAAAUUAUUUGAAAGAAGGAGAAGAAGAUUUCUUUUGUGAUUUCAAGAAUGACGAAAGUAGUGAUGAGUGGUCAGAUGAUGCAGAAGAAGUACCAAACCUUUCUUGUGUUCCUGUUGAAACAACUUUGACAACUGUAGAUGGUAUAUUGUCUGCAGAAUCAAUAGGCGAUGUUAAAUAUAGCUCUGAUAUAGUAAUGCAGUCAUUAAUAGAAGAGGUUGAAUCAAGAAAAUGGUUGAUGUCAAACGUUCAAAAUACAUGGUGGAACGAAUCGGUGAUUUAUAAAUAUCCUGUUUGCAGCAAAUAUCCCGAUGCACAUUUCUGUCAAAUUUGGCAUGAAACAGUUCAUAAGGAUUUAUCUGAUAUUAUUCUGCUUAAUGAGUACCAAGUAUGUAAGGAAAUAUUAUGGAUGUUCCAUGUUCAGACACAGAUGACAGUAUUUAAGCAAGAAAGUGAAUUUUUAUUUCACAUUCGUCCUAAUGUAUCUAUACCAAGUUUAACUACUAUUGCUUUUCAAAAUAUGCUAUCUCCAUUUUGUGAAUAUUUGUCUAUGAUACACGAUAUAGAACAAUUUGACAAAGAGUUAUUGAGCACAGAUACAAGUUACCUAGGGUAUAAAAAACCACCAUUUAUAUACGAAGCAUAUAAUGCUGCGAUUAAAGAAAAACUCUUAAGUUUUAGAAUGGAGAUUAUAAACAUAGAGAAAGAUAUUACAGCGCAAGCUAGUAGCCAGACACUUUUGUCUUUAUUAGCCCGUCUAAGAAAGCCUUUAAAAAGAAUAAAAAUAUUGCACCAAGUUCAUAAAGUGUCUGUAUCCAACUGGAAAUUAUCAUCUAAUUGGAACUGUGCGUCCAAAUUACUUUCAAACUUGCUUUUGGAAAUAACAAAUUCUCACUGUCAAGAAAAGACAAAUAUAUGCGUUAAUUUAUAUUUGUCUAUUAUUCCUGUAUAUUUGAAUAUUAUUGAUACAUUGUUAGGUGAAGGACGUUUAGAAGAUUGGAGAAACGAAUUUAUAAUAGAAAGAAUUUCAGACGAAGAAGUUGCAAAAAAUAAAGAUCAAUGUGUAAAAUUUCUGAUAAGACCUUUGGAUGAUAUUUGUUUAAAGGAUAAUGUUAUGCAUUUAUUAAUUACCAAGGUGCAACAUAUUGGACACAGUAUUGACUUGCUUGUAUCGUUAAAUCGUAUCACGGAAAUGUGGAAUGAAAAAAUGAAAUCUGAUGAAGAGAGAAUUUCUCUAAAAGAUGAAUUUUAUACCUCGUUAUUGUCUGAAAUAUGCAAAUACACAACUCAAUCAGAAGAAUUAAUUGAUGUGUCGCCAUCAGAAGUAGAUGGGAUUUCGUUUAUUUCAGAGUAUGAUGAAGACUUGGAAAAAAAUAUAAUACAACAAUUAUCAGCAGUGAACAAUCCGUUUUUAAUGAAAGCCUUUAAGGAUUAUAUACCACCAGCUUUAUAUGGGCAAGAUAUGGUAGAUGGUAACAAGUGUAUAUCUGCUAACUCCUGUAACAAUCGUCGAAACAAAUUGUUUAAUAGAUUACAGGAAGUUGCAGAACACGCGUUACCAUUAAAGAAAAUUUUAGAAAAGAUAUUGUCUGAAAUUUUAGAUUUACGCUACAGUAGUGCAAGCAAGUUAGUAAAAAAUAUAAUGAUGCAGGAAUAUAAAUUGGAAGCACAUUUGAGAUUAAUGAGAUCCGUUUAUAUGAUGGAGGCUGGCCAUAUUAUGAAUAAAUUUUAUCAAAUAUUAUUUCACGAGAUAGAAACUAAUCAAAUGUGGAAUAAUUCAUAUUUUUUAUCGUGUAUAUUAGAAGAAAUACUUUCUCAACAAUGGCCAGAUUCUAGUUCACACUGGUCUAUUAUAGUGCAAGAUGUUAGUACGCAUCAAGUGGUACAUGCUGUAGAUAGUAUAACAUUGUAUUAUGCAACAGGAUGGCCUAUAAAUAUCGUCUUAAAUGAAGACAUUCUAACUAAGUAUAACGAAAUAUUUCGAUUUCAAUUGAAAUUAAAGUGGGCCUUAUGGACGUUAAAUAAUUUGAAAUUCGUGGAUCUAGAAGGUUUAAAGUCCCUACAUGUGAAAAACAAUAUUGAACACUUUCAAAUAAGACGCCUUGAGAGUUUACGUUUCUGGUUAUUGCAUGCUAUAGGAUCGAUUCAUGCUUAUCUAUCAGGACAAGUAUUACAAAGUUUAGGAUUCAUGUUCGAUCAAUCUUUAACUCAAGCCGAUAGUCUCGAUGGAGUUAUAUCUGUCCACAGAGAAUAUUUGGAUAAAGUUUACAAACAUUGUUUAUUAACGGAAGAAUUUGAAGAUCUAAUGACGACUGUUAACAAUUUAAUAGAAAUGUGUGUUCAUAUCCGAGACCGUUGGGACUAUAAGAAACUAUUACAUACUGUAACGGAGUUAAGUUUAAUGGAAAGCAGUUAUAUAAAAUACCACACAUAUCUUGCAUUGACUUUACAUAACACAAUCCAACAUAAAGAUGCGGAUUAUCUGGUGGGAUUAAGUUCAGCCUUUAACUGCAGUAUGCCAAGCAUAUAAAAUAUUAACGUAUCAUAAGAUUUGUUUAUAGAUGUUAUUCUCUCAUCGUCGCAAACUGUCGUAUAAGUUUUAAAAUUACAUUAUUAAUGUAAUUAUGAUAUCAUCUUUCUUCCAUUACAUAUACUUUCGUUCUAUGUCAGUCGUCAAAUGUAAAUUAUUAUUUUGGAUAGGAAAAAGAAAAGAAAAAAAAAAAGACAAAAACAAAGUGUUACACUAUAGUGUACAGUGUACAGUGUAGAAAAAUUCUUUGGAAAAUUUCAUUUCAAUCUUCUUUCAUUCCCGACAUCCUCUUCUUUUUUCCCGCUUAUCUAUUACAGAUAAACUGACGCCGCGACAACAAAUGAAGUCCAAGGACGUUUUCGAUGAGAAUAAUGUUGGCAUGAAUUUCAUAAGCGAUUUGAGUCGUAAUUUAUUGACGGAGAUAGCGUUCCAAACUUUACCACCUUCGGGUAUUCCAAUUCCGAUACCAAAAAUGAUUCGUAAAAAAGAUUGGCAAGUCAAUCGGUGAGAAUAAAUGUGUUUAAACAAUUGAAUAUAAAAAGAAAAAGAAAUUACUUCGUUAAAUUCCAGUCUCAAGUCAAUAUUGUCCGAACAUUUAAUCGAAUACGAACAAACGUUCUCGUACUUACGUUGGUAUCUGCAUGAAGAACAUUACGUUACGCUUUCCCCCUUCUCUAACGUCUUAUCGAAUGAAACGAAACGUAUUAUCAACGACACGUUCGAAAUUAGUAAGCUAUGAAACGUCGAAAAAAAGUAUAUAUUUAUAUUUUGUAACAAGUGCCAUUGAAAGAUAUUGAAUUCUAUCUGAAGAUUGACUUUGUUUCUUCGUCGAAAAAACGAGAAUUUAAAUUGAAUCAUUGACAUCUUUUUUUUACUUUGCAUUGAGUCGUAUGAUCGUAGAUACGUUUACGUUGAGCGAACAGUCGACUAGACUCGAUAUAGAUGGCAGAUCGAUUGAUAAAAAAAAAAAUGUUAUUACAACGAUCGAGAUUAUUAAUCAAGUUAAAUGAAAAAUAAUGACUGGUGUUGUUUCGAUCGACGAUGUACUGAAUUAUGUAAACGUAGAAUCUUUCAGACGAGUAAGACAAUUCUUGUGUGUAUUCUUUGCAUAAGAGGAGAAUUGAUAAAAAGACGAAAGAGAGUUAUUUACGAUUAGUGUGUGCGUGAGAUACGCGAGGCGGUAGGAAAGGCGGCACGUUAAGACGCGCUUCGGGCAAGUAUGGUCGGUCUCAUAUGGGCGGAGCAUAUGGUCUGACGAAUGACGGUCAAUGGUCCGUGCGUAGAAAUGGCGCACGCCUUAGGAACGCAACUACGUUUCCUCGAUUUCCUUUCUUUGUAAUUUUUCCCUCCAAACUAUCACGUUUUUAUCGAUUACGUCGGUUCGUCGUUAUUAUACAUCGCGACUUGACAAAAAUUAUACAAUUUGAAAAUGUUCGUAUCAAUCGGCAUAAAAAAUUAUUAAUUUAUUAUACAUUUUUAUAUAUAAAAAAUUUAGUAUACGAGAAUUUAGCAUAGUAUAUUUAUAUACGCAUAAAAUUGCUAACAAUGAUUUACUUUUACGCGAACAUUUGUAAACAAUUUUUGUUGGAUUAGAUCUGAUCAAAAUAUUAUUUUUGUUAUAUUAUUAAUGAUUAAUUUCAUACUAUUAAAAUUUUCUGGUUUUUCAAGUACAUACUUUAUUCGAAAAAUUAACAAUACUUUUAGCAAUAAUUUCGAAUAUCUUGAAGCGAAGAAACGACAUGAUUUUUUGUAUCGCGUAUUGGUAACGUCGGUAAUAAUCAUGGGUAAAGUAGAAUGGAAAAUUGUUUUCGAAUAUUCUCACGUAAUAUCGUUUACGAAUAAACGUAUCUCGAUUAUCGUAAAUGUAUUUCGUUUGGUAUCACGCCAAACAUUGUAAUCUUUGAAUGAAAUAUUUUUUUUUUCAAUGUAACAUAAGAAAAGCAUUAGUAAGCGGUCGUAUCGUCAGCAAUGAGCAGAGUUGGUAAAACAGUACAACGUGUCGAUAAUGUUACGUUUACGAACCGUCUCUUUCUAAUGCAAUGAGUAUGGUACAAUUAUUGUUCACUAAAUACGUCUGUUAUCUAAAACAAGUAGAAUCGUAUUAGCAUUUCUAUUUAGCGUAUAAUUAUAUCAAUAACAAAAUGAAAUUAUAUAAGUAAAAAAAUCUAUACAUACGCAAUACGAUCCAAGUUUUGUCACUGUACACUACAGUAACAACUGUAUCAUAACGAUCUGAAGUGGGAUUUGAUAAUAAUUAGAUAUUAUUGAGUACGAUUACGAAGAAAUAAAAUCAAAGCGGGCUCUUUUGUUAAAGACUGAGUUAUGUAUUGAAUUGUUUAAAACGAAUGUAAUUUACAAAUUAAGCGGUAUAAUUUAUGGAAUACCUAAUUGUAAUCCAUCUAUAAGAAUAAUGGAGAGAGAAAUCUGGAAUUAUAAAUGGAACGUUAAUACAAUGGAUCCGUUUCAGAAGGUCGGACGACUAUCGAGCUUAUAUCUUCGAGUAAAGAUUUUAUUGAAAUAUAAGGAAUCUGUACCAGACAGAACUAAAAUUACUGCUGAAUUUGGUACUACUACUGGGGUUCACAUAUUGUACAUACCUGCGUAACCACUGCGUUAUUUAUUUUUUCUCAUGCUUACUUUAUAAGUAGUUUGAAUGUUUAUAAGUACACAAACAAUAUCGAAGGUACGCGCACAGUCUAUUUGAAAAUUCUAAACCUAGACAGGAGUUUUUCGCUAGACCUGCAGUUGCACUUUUUAUGCAUAAAGAUUCAAUGGGGUUUUCUGCUUGCUGUUUUCUUUUUCCUUUUCGCUAUUUACAAUUUUUAUCGACUAAAAGAUUUAUAAUCCAGAGCGCGAAUUAUUAUUUUUUUUUUCUUUUUUUUUCCAUUUGAUAUUUACAAUUUUUACAUGAUAUCUCUUCAAUAUACAGCGUUUUAAGAUUACACAACAAUUCUUCCGAUUUUUUUUUCAUUUUCUUUUCUUACCUUGUAAUCAUUCCACCAUCGCAAUUUAAAUUGCUGGGAAAUUGAACUUAUCUAUACACAACUAUCCCCGAAUACGAAAGACGUACGAACCUUAACGUAGCUAUAUGUAUACGCGAUUACGUUCGGGAACGCGAGAGCACUUACUCUGUCAAUAGUUUUGGGCGCGCUUUGCCUUACGCUGCGAGUAACGAUAAUUUUUAAUUUUACAUCUGUACGUGUCAAGUUUUAUGCGAAGAAAAAGGCAAGCAAAGAAUAGAAAAGGCAAGAAAAGAAAAGAAAAAAAAGGACAAA